CUUUUGGUAUUCUUUUGGCUCUAAGUUUUGAAAUGUUGAAAAAAUGAGCAGGGCAGAAAAGGUGUGUCUUUCUUUGUUAAGCUACUGCAAAACACUUGUAAACCUCAACCAAAUCCACGCCUUCGUUUACAAAUCCGGCCUUGAGACCAACCCACUAAUCGCCGGAAAACUCCUAAUACUUGGUGCCCUGCAAAUUUCUGAUGCUAUUGAUUACGCUCGCCGUCUGCUCAUACACUAUCCAAACCCAGAUGUGUUCAUGUACAACACCCUCAUCCGAGGUGAAUCCGAGUCAGACUCACCCAAGAAUUCAGUCAGCACAUUCAUUUACAUGCUACGACAAUCAUAUUCUCCUCCUGAUAGUUUCUCCUUUGCUUUUGUACUCAAAGCAGCGGCUAAUUUACGGUGUUUAACAACUGGGUUUCAGCUGCAUUGUCAAGCUAUGACUCGUGGGCUUGACACCCAUCUCUUUGUUGGGACUACAAUUAUUAGUAUGUAUGCGGAAUGUGGGUUUGUUGAGUUUGCUUGGAAGGUGUUUGUUCAAAUACCUCAACCAAAUGUUGUGGCGUGGAAUGCAAUACUUACAGCGUAUCUUCGAGGGAGUGAUGUAAGUGGUGCAGAUAAAGUGUUUGGUUUAAUGCCGUUUAGGAAUUUGACUACUUGGAAUGUGAUGCUGGCAGGGUAUACUAAAGCAGGGGAGCUUGAACGUGCACAGGGGUUGUUCUUGCAGAUGCCAAGUAGAGAUGAUAUUUCUUGGAGUACUAUGAUCGUUGGAUUUUCUCAUAAUGGUUGCUUUGAUGAGGCGAUUCGGGUAUUCAGGGAGUUGGUUGGGAGUGAAAGUAAGCCCAAUGAAGUGAGCUUGACGGGUGCUUUAUCUGCGUGUGCUCAAGCUGGGGCGUUUAAGUUUGGGAUGGUAUUACAUGCAUAUAUAGAGAAAGUGGGGUUGGUUUGGAUAACUUCUGUGAACAAUGCACUCUUGGAUACCUACUCCAAGUGUGGAAAUGUGUUGAUGGCUCGUCUUGUCUUUGAGAGAAUGCUUGGGAAGAAAACCAUCGUUUCUUGGACUUCUAUGAUCGCAGGGUUUGCAAUGCAAGGAUAUGGUGAAGAGGUGAUAAAAUAUUUUCAUGAGAUGGAAGAAUCUGGGACCAGACCUGAUGGGGUCACUUUUAUUUCAGUACUUUAUGCAUGUAGUCAUGCUGGUUUAGUUGAACAAGGUCAUGAGCUAUUCAGUAAAAUGACAGAAAUUUAUGACAUUGAACCAACUAUUGAGCAUUAUGGUUGUAUGGUUGAUUUGUAUGGUAGGGCUGGUCAGCUUCACAAGGCAUAUGAUUUUGUGGUUCAAAUGCCAGUUCCACCCAAUGCAGUUAUCUGGCGAACACUUCUUGGGGCUUGCAGUUUUUUUGGUGACAUUGAAAUGGCUGAGCAAGUCAAGGAAAGACUCUCUGAGCGGGAUCCAGACAAUUCUGGUGACCAUGUUUUGCUGUCCAACAUUUAUGCAUUUGCAGGGAAAUGGAAGGAUGUUGCCAUGGUGAGGAGAUCAAUGACUGAGAAAAAUUUGAAGAAAAUACCAGGUUGGAGCACGAUUGAAAUAGACAAGGUCAUGUACAAUUUUGUAGCAGGUGAUAAACGAAAUGAGAUUACUGAAGAAGCUUAUAAUAAGCUAAGUGAGAUAAUGUUAAAACUUAAAGUAAAAGGUGGUUAUAUUCCAGAGGUAGGCAGUGUUUUGCAUGAUAUAGAAGAGGAAGAAAAGGAAGAUACUGUGUCUAAGCACAGCGAGAAACUUGCUGUUGCUUUUGGUAUGACAAGGUUAUGUAAGGGAAGCACCAUACGAAUUGUAAAGAAUUUGAGGGUGUGCAAAGAUUGUCAUAGUUUUAUGAAGUGGAUAUCUGAAGUCUAUGGAUUAGAGAUUGUGGUUAGAGACCGAAGUAGGUUUCAUUCUUUUAAAGAAAGUUUGUGCUCUUGCAGAGAUUAUUGGUGAGGGAUGAUUUAUGGUCCAAUUGAAUUGGCAAUGCUCUUAUUUUCUGGAUAAACAUGUUGAGUGCAAACAGAAGACCCACAUUUUGGAUGACAUGGAAUCCUCCAUGCUUGCCAUAGAAAUGAAAGAAAAUGGAAAAGAAGUAGUCAAACAUGUCUGUCAACUAAUUGACUUGGAAAAGGCUACUGCAUCAAGAUCCUUACAGAUCUUCUGGUAUGUGAUAUCAGGACUCUGCUUAUUUAAUAACUAAAGCAUAAUGGCCCU
Messenger RNA from Solanum pennellii, 2236 nucleotides. RefSeq names its product pentatricopeptide repeat-containing protein At1g74630-like. Lineage: Eukaryota; Viridiplantae; Streptophyta; Magnoliopsida; Solanales; Solanaceae. The transcript has a single exon. Gene Ontology annotation, molecular function: zinc ion binding; RNA binding; protein binding. The record is from RefSeq and is a predicted model, not a curated record. The coding region runs from base 44 to 1975 and encodes 643 amino acids. Gene Ontology annotation, biological process: RNA modification.